GAUAAGCGCGAAUAGUGCAAUCGCUGUCCCAACUUACCUCGUGUUCUGGUUGCAAACAAAGAAAAAGUGCAUUUUAAUUAUUAUUCACUUACAUUUAAUUUGAUUUGACGAUUACAACGUGAGCGCGCUGCAUUCAACGUUUGAGCUCCUGUCGUGUUACAACUUGCGUGCGCCUCCCUGUAUGCGUCUCAUGGUCGCGUCUCCGUCGUGUGUGGUGUGUGUAUAUUGUGUGGCAUUGUGUGGCUGUGGCAUUGGCGCUCCGUCCGCUGCUACUGCUGCUGCUGCUGCGCCUCCGAUUCCAUUCAUAUAUUCUAUUAACUAAUAAACAAAUAACCUUCGAGACGACGAAAAGUGCCCCCGUGCACCACCUGGUCGAAUAAACCAAAAGCAACGCAAAAAAAAAUAAAAAAAACAAACAUCGAAAACUAAAAAUCAAAAAUCAAAAUCGCAGCAUUUGCCAAGAAACUGCGUCUGUAUAUGUGAGUGUGUGUUGUGUCUUUUCUUCACGUCUCUCUUCGUCUCGUCGUCGUGCUGCGCUGUUUCCGUAUUGUUUCAGCAGAGCAGCAGCAGCAAUACCAACAACAACAACUAGCAAUUCAUAGCCAAACGCAAGACCCAAAGAAAGAAGUAAACGCAAACGUAAGGCAAAGGCAAAAAAGCAAAGUGUUUGCCUGUGUUUGCGCUUGUGUGCGUAAAGUGUGCGUGUGCAUGUGAACGUUGCCAUUGCGUAUUCGUGUGCGUAAGCGUAAGCGUGUGCGUCUGCGUGUGUGUGUAGUGGAGUGACGACAACAACAAACACAACAACAACGACAAAUGGCGGACGUGAGUGAUCCAAGUGAACUGUUCGAUCUUGAGCUCCACGAGGACGACAAAGCACAUGAUUCGGACGAUGACAGGAUCGAGCUGGAUGAUGUCGAUCUAGAACCGGAAUUGAGCAUAAAUCUACAUCAAGACAAUGAAGGACAGGAGACCAUACAACUCUCAGAGGAAAAUGUCAAUCCGGGGAAAAUCAAGCUGGGUCCCAAGGAUUUUGAGCUCAAAAAAGUCCUCGGCAAAGGUGGCUACGGCAAAGUAUUCCAGGUGCGCAAAACCGCUGGACGUGAUGCCAACAAAUAUUUUGCCAUGAAGGUGCUGAAGAAGGCAUCGAUAGUCACCAAUCAAAAGGACACAGCGCACACACGAGCUGAACGCAACAUACUCGAGGCAGUCAAGCAUCCGUUUAUUGUGGAGCUAGUGUAUGCCUUUCAAACAGACGGCAAAUUGUAUCUGAUACUCGAGUAUCUCAGCGGCGGUGAGCUGUUUAUGCAUUUGGAGCGCGAGGGCAUCUUCCUGGAGGAUACCACAUGCUUUUAUUUGAGCGAAAUCAUUUUAGCUCUGGGACAUUUACACAAACUUGGCAUCAUCUAUCGCGAUCUGAAGCCAGAGAACAUACUGCUGGAUGCCCAGGGACAUGUGAAGCUAACCGAUUUUGGUCUGUGCAAGGAGCACAUACAAGAGGGUAUUGUCACCCACACCUUCUGCGGCACAAUUGAGUACAUGGCACCUGAAAUCCUUACCAGAAGUGGCCAUGGCAAAGCCGUCGAUUGGUGGUCACUAGGCGCACUCAUGUUCGACAUGCUCACAGGCGUGCCGCCUUUCACAGCGGAGAAUCGCAAGAAAACCAUCGAGACCAUAUUGAAAGCAAAGCUUAAUCUGCCAGCCUACCUCACACCCGAAGCCAGAGAUCUGGUGCGACGCCUGAUGAAGCGUCAGGAGCCACUGCGUCUGGGCAGCGGACCCGAGGAUGCGACUGCCGUGCAAAUGCAUCCAUUCUUCAAGCACGUCAACUGGGAAGAUGUUGUCGCUCGUCGCCUUGAGCCACCCAUUAAGCCGCUGCUGCGAAGUGAGGAUGAUGUGUCACAGUUUGAUACGAGAUUCACAAGACAGAUUCCCGUGGACUCACCGGAUGAUACCACGCUCAGCGAAAGUGCCAAUUUAAUUUUCCAAGGUUUCACAUAUGUUGCGCCAUCCAUACUGGAGGAUAUGCAUCGAGCCAAUCGGAUGCCAGCGCGUUCACCACGACGCACUCCACGCCAGCAUCAACAUCAGCAUCCGGAUAACAGUUUUCGGCUGCAGUUCCCAUCGGCGAACGCGAAUGUGGGCGGCGGGGGCAAUGCGCCCAUGGGGAUGCAACGCUCGACGCUGUUUGCACGGGCCACGCCCCCACAUCAGCUGCAGCAUCCGCAUCCACAUCAUAUGGCAACAUUUGCGCCACGUCCGUCGCCGGCGCAGGACGAGAUGAUGGAUGUGCAGCAAGGACUGCCGAUGGUCUAAGGUUACUAUAUAAUAUGACAUACUACAGCUGAGGAAGAGGAUAAGGAUGAUGAUGCUGAUGAGAAGGAGCAAACAACGAGAGGAUGGAGAAGCAGAUUGUUUUUGUUAUGCAAGAGAGAAUUGGAGGAGAGAAGAGAAGAGCGCGUGCUACGAUAAACGUUUUGUUUGGAUCUAUACAUAAAUACUACAGUUAGAGACACACACAUACAUAUAACACAUAUAACAUAAACUAAUAUACCAUAUAUAUAUGCUAUAGCUAUAGCUUAUACUAUACUAUAUAUAGAAUGUAACUAUAUAUGUAUGGAAGUAGAGAUCGAGAUCAAGUAGCUGCAAAGCGAGAAUCAUGUAAAAUAUUUACCACUUAUUAACUAUGUUUUAUACUAUAUAGGCGAAAAGGUUUAAACAAUUUAGUUCAAAUGUACACUUUCAACUUUUUUGAUUUUUUAUACACACACAAACACACACACACACUUACAUACACAUACUUAUAUACUUACAUAGUGAAAAGGACAACAAUUAUGAUUACGAUUAUGAUGAGUUAAAAGAGUUAAGUGAGGGAAGAAUUUCCCCCACCAACAACAACAACAGCAAAAGUUAUAAUGAUUUACAAACACAGUUUUUUUUUUUGUUUAGUUUCGAGCUUUAAAUUCAAAUAUUAAGCAAAAAUGAUAAACUAACAUAUAAAGCAGAAUAAGAUGAGAAACAAAACCUCUGUGUAUAGUUGACCAUAGUUAUAGGACUGCAAAUUGCAAAUGCCCCCCAAUUAAAGAAAAACACCAACAAUAAUAAUGAUAAUGCUAAAACAAAUAAAGAUGAAUAUAAAUAUGAAAAAUGAAAUGUGAAAUGUAAAAUGAAGAUGAUAAAGAAACGUUAGGGAAUGCAUAGCCAAUUUAUUGAGUUUGUUUUUGUUUGUUUUUUGAUUUUCUUCUCAAAUAGUUGAUUUAUUUUAUGAGAAUAGUUUUGCAGAUAACUCGCUUUCAGUUGCUGCCCAACAUUUCUCUUAGUUAUGUUACUUAAUAACAGAAAGUUGUUCAAAAUAAGGCAUUUCUUAAAACAAAAACAGAAAAAAAGCGGCAAAAUGAAAAGAAUAAAGAGGGAAUUAACGAAUAACAAAAACAAUAUGAAACUGAACCCCGAUGAUGCUACAUAUAUAUACUAUAUAUUUUAAAUCCAAUAAUUAUCGUGUACUGAGAAACUAAAUGCUGCCACAACAACAACAACACCAACAAAAUAAAAUUAAAGAGUAACUAAAAUUAAAGUAAAACAAAGAUUAAGAAAAAAAAAAGAAAUGUAUAAUAUUGAAUUUUUUUGUGUAUGUACUUUGAUUAUAUUCUGUUUCAGUUGUUUUUUUUUUUCUUUUUGUUGUUUAUUCUGAUCUAACUAUUGAUAUUUGCAAAUAAAUAACAAAAAACCGCAUAAAAAAUGAAAACGACAAAAAAAGCAAAAAAAAAAAAAUGGAAAACAAAAUACAAUGUCAAAUAUAAUCAAAAGGUGCUUUGAAUUGUUUACAAAAAGACAAGACAACUACAAUACAAAACAAAACAAAAAAAAAAAAAUAAAAACAAAAACAAAAAAAGAGAUAAACAAACUAUUGAAAACGAGAACGACUAAAAACUAAAUACUUAUAAUGGUUAUGUGUAUAAAAAUAAAUAAAAGAAAGAAAAGGAAAAACAAAAACAUAUUUAUAUAAACAAAAAAGAAAAUACCUCAAAAGCAAUUAUUUUUGUUAAAAAAAAAGAAAAAGAAAAA
Messenger RNA from Drosophila nasuta, 4062 nucleotides. It is a transcript of the gene S6k, whose product is annotated as Ribosomal protein S6 kinase. The record is from RefSeq and is a predicted model, not a curated record. Bases 814 to 2313 code for a protein of 499 amino acids. NCBI's taxonomy places the organism in Eukaryota, Metazoa, Arthropoda, Insecta, Diptera, Drosophilidae. Gene Ontology annotation, molecular function: ATP binding; protein serine/threonine kinase activity. The transcript is spliced from 10 exons. Gene Ontology annotation, biological process: protein phosphorylation; signal transduction.